This is a messenger RNA of Penicillium waksmanii, 1881 nucleotides long. Its product is annotated as flavin-containing monooxygenase. Gene Ontology annotation, molecular function: flavin adenine dinucleotide binding; NADP binding; N,N-dimethylaniline monooxygenase activity. Lineage: Eukaryota; Fungi; Ascomycota; Eurotiomycetes; Eurotiales; Aspergillaceae. Bases 1 to 1881 code for a protein of 626 amino acids. The transcript is spliced from 5 exons. The record is from RefSeq and is a predicted model, not a curated record.
AUGAGUCCAGCUGAGAUUGUUACAUCGCCUUCUCUCCCUACUCUAGAGGAGGGAAGGCCUAUACACUCGAAAUUUGGAAACGGUGAUAUCCACAUACAACACGAGCAUCGUGACCCGGCGACGAUUGGAGAACUUGAGAGCGCACCGUUGAUCGUCAAAGAUGACCCCGUCGAGAAUUUCAGACGGAUGAGGGUAGUCGUUAUUGGAGCCGGAUUCUCAGGGAUCUACUGCGGUAUUCGCAUCCCUCAGCGGUUACGCAACGUUGAGCUCUGCAUUUAUGAAAAGAACGCCGACGUCGGCGGUGCAUGGUACGAAAAUAGAUAUCCUGGCUGUGCCUGCGAUAUUCCAUCGCACUCCUAUCAGUAUACCUUUGAACCAAACCCAUCCUGGAGCAGAGUCUAUGCCACAGCCCGGGAAAUACACAAGUAUCUCAAAGACGUGGCAACAAAAUACUCGGCAUCUAGAUUUAUCAGGCUGUCUCACCAGGUUGUGGAUGUCGAAUGGCAUCAAGAUGUGUCAAAAUGGUUUAUUACGGUUAGAAACAAUGUCACGGGAGAGACAUUUUUAGACAAAGCCAACGUUGUUAUUAGCGCCCGAGGGAUGCUCAAUGACAUAUCCUGGCCCGAUAUUCCAGGACUCCAGGAAAUGAAGAUUCCAGUUAUGCACUCAGCAGCCUGGGAUGAGAAACAGACCUUCGAAGGCAAACGAGUCGGGAUCAUCGGUGGCGGUAGCAGCGCGAUCCAAAUCAUUCCCUCCUUGCAAAAGUUGAAAGACACGCAGCUUACCUGCUUGAUUCGAAGUAGCAUCUGGAUUGCCAGUCCAUUUGGCGAAGAUGCUAUGAAGGAGCUUGGUAUCGAGGGAACUGAGAUCAAACCAGAACAGCGUGCUCGUUUUGCAGAAGAUCCAGACUACUAUCUGAGCUUUCGUACGAAGCUUGAACGGGCCGCGAACCUAGAACACGCCGUUACAUUCAAAGAUUCCAAAAUGCAACAGCAUGCCCGCGACGGUUUUACUCAGCUCAUGAGAGAACGCCUUGCGAAGAAGCCUGAACUCUUUGAACACAUAUUGCCUAAAUUUGGAGUUGGGUGUAGGCGCCUGACCCCCGGGCCCGGUUUUCUUGAAGCUCUAGUCGAGGAUAAUGUCGAAGUGCUCAACAAGCCAAUUGCAAAAGCGCGAGACACUGGCCUUGAGCUACAAGAUGGCACCAAACUAGACUUCGAUGUCCUGGUCUGCGCCACCGGAUUUCGGACAUCUGCGCCGCCCCCUUUCCGCGUCGCGGGUGUGGAUGGGCAACUGAUGGCGUCGAGGUUCAACCCAUUCCCAGAAACCUAUCUGUCUCUGACCACCGAUAGCUUCCCAAAUUACUUCAUGAUGCUCGGUCCCAAUGCUGCAAUCGGCACAGGGCCGUUAACGACAAUGAUGGAGAAGACAGGCGACUACAUCAUCAAGUGUAUCCGCAAGAUGCAAAAGGAGAACAUCGCACGUAUGGAAGUCAAGAAACAGAGGGUGAAGGACUUUUCAGCUGUCGCGUCGAACUACUUCAAACGGACCGUCUAUCUCGACAACUGCACGAGCUGGUACCGUAAUUGCGGUGGCCGUGGGGACCAGAUUUCGGGGCUAUGGCCCGGAAGUGCGCUGCAUGCAAUGGAAACUCUUCGGUCGCCACGCUGGGAAGAUUAUGACUACAGGUAUGAAGGGGAGGACGAUAGUGGGAAAGAAGUCAAUCGACUGGCAUGGCUUGGGAACGGCUGGUCUGUUGUCCGAACAGAUGAUGGUGCAGGAGACUUGGCACAUUUCUUGCUGCCCGAGUCUGUGGAUGUUCCCGCUGAGCCGUUUCCGGAGGAGACACUGGCGUAUAAACAAAAGCCGUUUUCUCAUUGA